Molecule: messenger RNA, 2230 nt
Organism: Pangasianodon hypophthalmus (striped catfish)
Lineage: Eukaryota; Metazoa; Chordata; Actinopteri; Siluriformes; Pangasiidae
Gene: traf1
Product: TNF receptor-associated factor 1
Exons: 10
Coding region: 306-1931 (541 amino acids)
Biological process (GO): tumor necrosis factor-mediated signaling pathway; regulation of canonical NF-kappaB signal transduction; regulation of apoptotic process
Cellular component (GO): plasma membrane signaling receptor complex; cytoplasmic side of plasma membrane
Molecular function (GO): tumor necrosis factor receptor binding; zinc ion binding; ubiquitin protein ligase binding
Source: RefSeq, a predicted model, not a curated record
AGAGAGAGAAAGAGAGAGAGAGAAAGAGGGAGAUUUUUUUUUAAUCAUAUAUUUCUUUUAAUAUGUUUUUUUUUUUUAAUACGCAAGUAAAAUUGAGAAAAAUAACCUGCUGAAUGUGUUAUUGUGCUACUGUGCUGAACUGAGUCCCUGCAAGUAAAGAGCUUGUUAUUUCCGGGGGGAACCCCACACAAAAAUGUACCCGGAAAAAAACCUAGAUGACGUAAGAUAUUUCCCGCAGAAAUUAGAAAGCACGGUGCUUAGUAAAGAACUCCCAUUUAUGUUGCUUGAGCUUGAGGCUCAACGGAAUGGCUUUGGCUCCUCUCGUGUCCAGCUCUCCAGGAGAGAACGAGUACCCGUCCGGUUUCCCGCAGAGCAUCUGUGAUGAAGUUCCGGCGCCGAAGUACCUGUGCAGCCACUGCGACUGCGUGCUCAACGGAGCGCACCAGAGCGCGUGCGGCCACCGCUACUGCCUCGCGUGCGUCCACUGGCUCAUCAGAAACAACAAAAAUCUUGUGUGCACAAAGUGUAAAGAAGACCCUAACCAGCAAAGCAACCAUGGCUUACUGACUCUUGACCAGUUCUUCAACGACGCAGCGAUCAAUAAAGAGAUUCUAGCGCUGAGAGUGCAUUGCACUAACCACGGCUGUAUGUGGAAGAGCACCCUGAAGGACUUUGAGGAGCAUCAGAGUCAGUGUGAGUACGCCUUAAUCCCCUGCAAUGUUGGCUGUGGCUUGAUGGUUUUGAGGAGGACAUUGGCCACUCACCUGGAGAAAGGCUGUCCCAAUAAUAAGAGCACAUGUCCUACAUGUUCCUCCCCUCUGACCCCUUCAGAGCUCCAGAAGCAUGUGUGUCCCAGUGACAAGAAGGCUACGAAAGCAGAGAAACGUCAGAAGGAUAAUAAGCAAGCAAAUUCCAAAAGGAAAGAGACGUGUCACUUCUCUGAAGUUGGAUGCACAUUUAAGGGAAGUGUGGAGAAAGUGCGAGAACAUGAAAGCAGCAGUUCUGCGGUCCACCUCCAGCUCAUCCUGGAGGUCCUCAGGGGCAUUCGGAUCUCUGUUCCUUCCCCACCUGACAGGAGUGUGCACUUCCCAGGCUUGGACCUGCUCCUCCAUGGCCAGAGCUCACCUUCCGUCUGUGUUCAGUCGACUGGUGAGUUAGAGACCGACGGGGAUGGAGGAGUGAACGACAUGGCACUCAGCCUUCACGAUGACCAGGCUGAGCUGGAAGUGGGCCAGCAGCUUCACGCCCUUCAGCAGAGGCUGCAGAUCAUGGAGAACAUCAUCACAGCACUCAACCGUGAGGUGGAGAAAACCCAGCUCACCGUGGCAGCCCUGGACAGAGACUCCCACAACAGCAUGCAGCUGGUAGAGCACUUGGAGAGUGUGGUUGCAGACCAGCAACAGAGAAUGAUCAGGAAAGACGUGCACAUCGCCUCCCUGCAGCAGAGCAUCAGUGCGCAGCAGGAUGUGUCCUACGAUGGCACGUUUCUCUGGAAGAUCUGUGAUGUCAGUCAGAAGCUAAGAGAGGCAGCCACAGGGCAAAGGAGCAGCCAGUACUCACCAGCCUUCUAUACAUCGAGGUAUGGAUUUAAAGUGUGCAUGCGGCUGUACAUGCACGGAGACGGAGCUGGGAAAGGGACACACAUCUCUCUUUUCUUCGUGAUUAUGAGAGGAGAGUAUGACCCACUUCUCUCAUGGCCUUUCAAACACAAGGUGACUUUCUUCCUCAUUGACCAGAACCAAAGAGAGCAUGUAAUCGACACGUUCCGUCCCGACCUCUCAUCCGCGUCGUUCCAGCGGCCCGUCUCUGAGAUGAACGUGGCCAGCGGCUGCCCUCUCUUCUGCCCCCUGGCCAGGCUGCGCUCCCCAAAGCAUGCAUACUGCAAAGACGACACGCUUUUUAUCAAGUGUGUGGUGGACUCUUCAUCCUGAAUGAUGAUGUAGCUGAGGAAGAAGGGACUGAGGUCAGGUUGAGUGGGCUGCUACUGCUGAAAAUCUUGCUUUGGGUGACAAAAUGUGGCCUGAAUCAUUCUUUUGCUGCUUCACCUAAUAUAUAGCAGGUGUAAUGGAUUUAAAUUAAUUUGAGCCUUUUUAUAUUUGUUCAGGAAUACCCAGACAUAAUCUCUAGAUUUCACAUUUCAUGUUUCGAUCUCACAAUUUUUUUCUUUCUGUUUUACUAGUGAUUUUUUUUUUUACAUUUGUUGUAUUUAAUAUUAUUUGCAUAAUUACAA